AUGGCUUAUAUUGUUUUCCAUAGGUAUACAAACAAUAGAUCCAACAGCUUUGUUGAGGACGGUAUUUUAUAUAUCAAACCCACAUUAACGAGUGACACAAUCGGCGAGCAGUACAUGCGAGAUGGGGGUCGAAUCAACUUAUGGUCGGGCGAGCCUUCGGUUAGUUGUACAGGAUGCGAACGUGUUUCUGGUUCUGCAUCUGGCGGUAAUUAUCUCAACCCGGUCCAGUCCGCUAGACUCAGGACGAUCGAUUCCGCGUCCAUCAAGUAUGGUAAAGUGGAAGUACGAGCUCGAUUACCCGUGGGCGACUGGUUGUGGCCAGCCAUUUGGAUGAUGCCAAAAUAUUCGGACUAUGGAAUAUGGCCAGCAAGUGGUGAAAUUGAUAUUAUGGAAUCUCGAGGCAACCCCGAAUAUCCUUAUGGUAACGCGACCAAUGUUGGAUCAACUUUGCAUUGGGGAACACACUGGUCAAUGGAUCGAUACAAUCUUACACAUGCCGAGGCGAUACUCGAUGACGGAACGACGUUUGCAGAUGAUUUCCACACUUAUGGAUUAGAAUGGUCUGAAGAUGGCCUUCGCACGUAUAUCGACGAUGAAACGGUCCUGCUUGUCGACUUUGACAAAAGUUUUUAUGAACGCGGUGCGUUCCCAGAAUGGAGCAUGAACCCUUGGGCUUCGGGUGAUAUCAAUGCACCGUUUGAUCAAGAGUUUUAUUUGGUUCUCAACGUGGCAGUAGGCGGUGUCAAUGACUAUUGGACCGAUGGUCCCGAAAAACCAUGGCGCAAUGACGACCCACACGCUAUCAAUGCGUUUUGGGACAAGCGAGAAGAAUGGUUAGCAACGUGGGGUGAAGGAAACAAACGCGCCAUGGCUAUUGACUGGGUCAAGAUUUGGAGCGCAGAAACAGAAUGUUGA
Messenger RNA from Zychaea mexicana, 915 nucleotides. Its product is annotated as concanavalin A-like lectin/glucanase domain-containing protein. Gene Ontology annotation, biological process: carbohydrate metabolic process. The record is from RefSeq and is a predicted model, not a curated record. Lineage: Eukaryota; Fungi; Mucoromycota; Mucoromycetes; Mucorales; Lichtheimiaceae. Gene Ontology annotation, molecular function: hydrolase activity, hydrolyzing O-glycosyl compounds. The transcript is spliced from 6 exons. The coding region runs from base 1 to 915 and encodes 304 amino acids.